This is a messenger RNA of Candida dubliniensis CD36, 447 nucleotides long. RefSeq lists its product as uncharacterized. The record is from RefSeq and is a predicted model, not a curated record. Lineage: Eukaryota; Fungi; Ascomycota; Pichiomycetes; Serinales; Debaryomycetaceae. The coding region runs from base 1 to 447 and encodes 148 amino acids. The transcript has a single exon.
AUGUCUGAAAUAUUCAAAGCUAGUCACAGGAGAGUGUAUGGUCACCACAGUAAUAGUAGCAGCAGCAGCAGCAGCAGCAGUAACAGUAUCAGCAUGAGUCCAAGUGGUAGUGCUAGCAACAGAAAUAGUACCACGAGCGGUAUUAGUGACAACAGGACAAAACUUUCUCAUGAUAUAGUAGCAGGGGCUGCCUCCUUUGAGGCCACCAGAUUGUUUGAGGAUAAGCAUCGAAAAAACGGGAAACCUGUUAGUCAUGCUUUUGCCAAGAAAACUCUUACUGCAUUUGCUUCUUCUGAGGUGGAUAAAUUAUUUGAAGUGAAGGAAUUGAGUCAUUUGGAUAAGAAUCAAAUAAAAAGUGAGGCAAUAAGAAUGGUUGAAAAAGAAUAUGAGACCUACUAUGGUGGUCAGAAGCAUUGGUCUCCAACUUUUAAACCAAUAACUUGGUAA